This is a messenger RNA of Brugia pahangi, 1164 nucleotides long. The record is from the annotation of a GenBank genome assembly. NCBI's taxonomy places the organism in Eukaryota, Metazoa, Nematoda, Chromadorea, Rhabditida, Onchocercidae.
AUGAAUAAAUUUUCUACAUUAAGUAAUUUUACAUUACAAGUUGCUGUGAUCUUUAUUGCUUGGUAUUUUGUUAGUUCAGCAUCUAGUAUUGUCAAUAAAAUUACAUUACAGAAUUAUCCAUAUCCUAUGACAGUUGCUUUGGUGUCACUUUGUUACGUUGAACUUUGUUCCGUUCCAGUACUUCGACUAUGGCAUAUCAAACAACCUUCUAUAUCCAAUUAUUAUCUUAUAUAUUAUAUCAUUCCAAUAUCAUUUGGUAAAGUAAUUGCUGUUGUUAGUGCAUAUAUAAGCAUUUGGAAAGUUUCAGUUUCAUACGUACAAACAGUAAAAGCAACAAUGCCAUUAUUUGCUGUCUUUUCUGCUCGAAUUGUUUUGAAAGAGCGACAAAGCAAGCAUGUUUAUCUAUCAUUAAUACCGAUCAUAAUUGGUGUUGCUAUUGCAACAUUUACCGAAUUAUCAUUUGAUUUAGGUGGUUUACUAAGUGCUUUAUUAUCUACCGGUAUUUAUUCGGUGUUAAAUGUUUUUGUCAAAAAGGUAUUGGAAGGUGCUGAUAUUCAUCCAUUAUAUUUGUUAGCAUUAAAUUCUCGUAUUGCUGCAAUCUUACUGUUUCCGGUUUGGUGUCUUCGUGAUGGCUUAUUAUUAUGGCAUGGCGUUGAGUUAACUAAGAAUCAACCAUCACCACAUGAAGCGAAUUUCGUCGUUUUUUUAUUGCUUUCUGGUAUACUUUCAUUCCUGCAGAAUUUGUGUGCUUUCAUAUUAAUUCAUCGUUUAUCUGCGCUUUCAUACGCUGUAGCAAACGCAGCAAAACGUAUUACUGUAAUAUCAGCGUCAUUACUUACUUUACGUAAUCCGGUAACUCCGGCCAAUAUUUUUGGCAUGUUUUUAUCCAUAUUUGGUGUUUUUCUCUAUAAUCGGGCUAAACAACGCGAAAAAGAAUAUCGUGUUUUACCGAAAUCACAAACAGAUUUAACAAUAUCUGAUACUUCAUCGGUUUUCCUGAAUGGUUCAGUGAUCUAUAAUGACGGAUUUACUGGACAGCUAUCAUCAGUUGAUUUCAUUCAAAUGAUUUGCUGGUUUCCGAAAUUUUUCCUUCGUUGGGCAGUUGUUGCUAUUUUUAUUGCCAUUUUAAUUUGUUUAUUUGCAGGACAUUCAGAUAUCCGGUAA